AUGGCAAUAAUGAGCAUCGGGUCCUUUGCGACCUUCCUAAUCGUCUGCCCAACAUGCUUCUUCCUCGGCAUAAUCUUCUCUCUCUUCCCCUACGACUACCCAAUCCUCUGGUCCACCUCCCCAACUCCAGCCUCGCACUACGACUAUCUCGAAUCCCACCUGCGCUUCCUCCACGCCUCCCCGCCGCUAAUCCCGCGCAUCCUCCACAUCGUCAUCUUCCUGGGUCUAGCCGGUCUCCUGACCAAACUGUACAGACCCUCUGAAUCGAACAUGCUCUUUGACGGCGCGUCGCUGGUGCUGUAUAUGUGCGGUGUUACGGUGUAUAUCGCGAAUAUCGUCAAGGGUCUGCGGCUUGUUUCGGACGGGCGGUAUGGGGAUUUUAUUGAUGAGAAGGUUGGUGAGGGGGUGCUGGAUGAGGCGCAGCAGAUGGGUGCUGCUGGGGGAGCGGGCGCGACUGGUGCCGGGGGACAGAUAUUGGGGAGGGAGGAUUCGUUGAAGGUACUUUCGGCGAGUAAUACGAUCUUGGCGCUGGUGCUUGUUGGUGUGCUUGUGUUGCAGGCAGGGCAGUGGUAUGCGGAGAGGAAGGAUGCGUUGGAGUUUGAGUCGUUGGAUGAGGUGUCUGGUAAGGAGGGUGAGGAGGGGACUGGGACGGAUGGAGAUGGGGAGGGGACUUCGUCGGGUGUUAAGGUUAGGGGUAGGAAGCAGGGGUUGAAGAAGAAGAAUUAG
Messenger RNA from Aspergillus glaucus CBS 516.65, 726 nucleotides. RefSeq names its product putative secretory component protein shr3. Gene Ontology annotation, biological process: endoplasmic reticulum to Golgi vesicle-mediated transport. Gene Ontology annotation, cellular component: endoplasmic reticulum membrane. The transcript has 2 exons. The record is from RefSeq and is a predicted model, not a curated record. NCBI's taxonomy places the organism in Eukaryota, Fungi, Ascomycota, Eurotiomycetes, Eurotiales, Aspergillaceae. Bases 1 to 726 code for a protein of 241 amino acids.